GGAAAAGAAAUGAAAGUCAAUUCCAGUGUCUUAACUUUUUCUCGGUGCUGUAUUGCUGUCAAUAUAAACCCUUUAUUUUAUGUUUUCUUAGUUAGGGUUCUUGUUUCUGUUAUCGUUCUUCGUGGCUGUGAAAAGCGCGAUCAUUGGUGCGUAGUUUUUCGAGCGUUUAACACAGUGGGCGAUUUCACCCAAACUGCUGUUUUGAAGGGUCAAAGUUAGUUGGGGAAUACAAUGGCUGCAAAACAGGGGCCUUGCAUUCCCACGUCUGAUUGGGAAUUGCGGAAUUUUCAUAGACUUCAGUCAGCAGUGGAAGACGUGAAUACUGGAAGACGUGGAAGAUGUGAAUACUGGUGGAGAACACCGGUUAACAACAAAGCAGAGGGGACCAAUCUUUUGGUUGUUCGUGUAUUUGUUGAACUCUUUAUUCUUGAUACGCAAGAAAAAAUACUAGCAGGCAUCCAUUGGGCGAGGCACAAUACGUAUCACCUACGUGCCUACUUUUCUCGUGUUUUGGUACUUGGUUUUAUGAUGGACAUGGUUUUAGCUGCAAAUGAUGCUCCACAACAAGCUAUCACACACCCGGGUAACAACAACAAACCCUGGGUGAUCAGUGGUGUCAUUACUGCUGCUGUCCUUCUCCUUGCAAUUUUCAAUCUUCUUGUUUGUUACCUAUGUUCCCGAAGAAGAACACUCCACAAGAGUGUUCAGCCGAGUAACCAGGAAUACAAAGGUGGGCCCGCCUACACUUCGUAUUCUUUCAGCGAGAUCCAGAUUGCAACUAAAAACUUUGACGAGGCUCGAGUUAUCGGCGAGGGUGGGUUCGGGAAGGUCUACAUUGGAACACUCAACGAUGGGACCAAUGUAGCUAUCAAGCGCGGGAGUACGCUUCACGACCAAGGCGAGAAGGAAUAUAGAGCCGAGAUUGCAAUGCUUUUGAGGCUCCGCCAUUAUAACCUCAUUUCUUUUCUCGGUUGUUGUUCCGAAAACUCGGAGAUGAUACUUCUAUACGAGUACAUGGAAAAUGGAACCCUCCGUCAGCGUCUUUAUGACAGCAAAAGCCCCCUACCAAACAAUGAUCCGUUAACGUUGAAUCAACGGCUCAAGAUUGCAAUACAUUCAGCAAACGGUCUGCACUACCUUCACACAGGUUUCGAGAGCCCCAUCAUCCACCGCGACGUGAAAACAUCCAACAUUCUCUUAGACAAAAACCUCAAUGCCAAAGUGUCUGAUUUUGGACUAUCAAGAGAGCGCCCUGUUGUGGAUAAGGCACUAAGCAGUCUUGUGAAGGGUAGUUUCGGGUAUCUAGACCCGGAAUAUUACUUGCGACAUAGGUUGACCGAGAAGUCGGACGUGUACUCUUUUGGUGUCGUGCUUUUUGAAAUGUUAUUUGGACGCCCUGCCCUGGAUGAAACACGUCCCACAGAGCAAUGGGUCUUGUCUGAAUGGGCACUACACUGUUACAGAAACAACAUUCUUGAGCAGAAUAUCGAUCCGUAUCUCAUGGGUGAAAUGUUGCCACAAUGUUUGGAGGUAUAUGCCAAAACUGCAGCCUCUUGUCUUGCUGACAAGGGAGAAGAUAGGCCGUCAAUGUGGGAAGUACUUGUGAGUCUCCAGCGGGCCUUGGCUGUUCAAGAGAGGCGAGAGGUUUUCCUCCAGAUGCCACCCAACGGUUUUGAUGGAGUUGUAGGAGGUAAUUAACGAGGUUGUUAAGGGGGCUGGCGGUUUGUUAUUUAGCAUAUAUUAAGCUUUGUAGAUUGGAAAUUGAUGUUAAAUUGUUAAUAGUUCUUGCUUCUUAUUUUUAUGCAUCAAUUGUUUUUUUUUUA
Molecule: messenger RNA, 1823 nt
Organism: Lactuca sativa (garden lettuce)
Lineage: Eukaryota; Viridiplantae; Streptophyta; Magnoliopsida; Asterales; Asteraceae
Product: receptor-like protein kinase FERONIA
Biological process (GO): protein phosphorylation
Molecular function (GO): protein kinase activity; ATP binding
Source: RefSeq, a predicted model, not a curated record